AUGGCCAGCGAUGUGGCAUUCCUGCCCUCAGUGGGGACUUGUGGGGGUAUCCUCUUGGCGGCAGCUGAACGUUUCUUCAAACUCGGCCAGCCCCAACUAACCAACAAUAUUGUCACAGUUAACAUUACGAUGCUAGCUGAGAACAAGACAUGGUCUAUAACUGGGGUGUAUGGACCACAAAGCGAUGCGGACAAGGUCGCAUUUCUUCAAGAAAUUACAGACGUCGGCACUCGCGUCCUCCCGGCUUGGCUACUACUCGGUGAUUUUAACUUAAUCUUGAACGCGCAUGAGAAAAACAACGCACGGAGCGCCCUUUUCCUACAGGGUGAUGUGAUCAUGGAUUUUUAUGGAGGCUUCCGUUUUGAGUCUCAUUGGGUACACAUGCUGGGCUUCCUGGACACGGUGCAAGAAACUUGGUACAAGCCAGUGAACACGCAAGAUGCCAUUUUAUUUCUCCAUGUCAAAUUGUCGCGCAUGGCCAAAUCACUAAGAAAUUGGAGGCGUAAAUCACUAAGUAGAUGGAAGCUGAGCUGGGCCAUCCUGAACCUAACCCUGGCAAAUUUGGAGAAGGCACAAGAAGAGAGAAGUCUAACACAGGAGGAGCUGGAGUUUAAAAAAUAUCUCAAGAAUAAAUCAAUGGGUAUAGCGGCUGUGCAAAAAUCCAGAGCUCGUCAACAUGCAAGAUUAUCCUGGAUCCGGAGUGGGGACACUAACACACGGUUUUUCUAG
This is a messenger RNA of Miscanthus lutarioriparius, 729 nucleotides long. Lineage: Eukaryota; Viridiplantae; Streptophyta; Magnoliopsida; Poales; Poaceae. The record is from the annotation of a GenBank genome assembly.